Alternaria alternata is the source of this 1522-nucleotide messenger RNA. RefSeq lists its product as hypothetical. Bases 284 to 1036 code for a protein of 250 amino acids. NCBI's taxonomy places the organism in Eukaryota, Fungi, Ascomycota, Dothideomycetes, Pleosporales, Pleosporaceae. The record is from RefSeq and is a predicted model, not a curated record. The transcript has a single exon.
CAAGCAACAAACAUAUUGCAGCAGCCUUAAACUAGCCGCCCACUGGGUCGUUUCGUCAUUGAUCCUACUUCUCGUCACAACCUGUCAGAAACCUGAGACCCUGGCUUCCUUGGGCUUCCUUAGCUAAACCCGACAUUUUGCACCGGCACGUUUAUUUGACAUUGGUUGCACCCAGCUCGGUAAGUUGCGAGCUGCGAGUACACAAACUGGUGUUCUUCUCCAACCAGCCAACCAGCAGUGCUGACUUUUGCCGUUCCUGCAGUAGCCCCUACUGCCCUCCAUCAUGGCGAAUUUACCCGGAUUCACCACCAACUUUCCCGCGGGAUACCCAACCUUUCAGACAGGGCGUGGUGGAACUUUUGCGCGCGGUAGCACCUCUUCAGGAGGCUCGCCAUCUGUCCCAAACGCAUCUUCCGAGCCGCACUUCGACAUCUUCGACUGGCACCCGGCGUAUCAGAGCUGCCAGCGCUACUUCCUCGACCAUGCUCAACACGAUAACGGCGUACAGGCCGUUUGCGCCCUCAUCAACAUCCGCCUGCCAUUCCAAUGGACACAAAAUCCCCUCAUGAACGCAUCAGGGCCGCUGCCGCACUCGUCGGGCGCUGCUGCUUACAACAUGCCUUGGCCCCGCCAGGGUCCUGUCACCAAUUCGCGAGGCCAGCCGGCCCCGGCAUGGGUGUCCCUUGUGCCCUUCAUUCGACGUCUCGUCAUCACAGGAAUGGACAGUCCAGGAAUCAUGCACGGCUUUUUCGGCGAGGACUGGAGGAAGGGAGUUGGCCCAAUGCACGAGUGUGAGCGUCGCAACUACCUCUUUGCAGCCAAGAGUGUGGGUUGGGCCAAGGUCAAAUGCCAGUACGACAUGUCGCCGCACGAGUCGGUGCCCUUCCUGAAGCCACUGCAGGAGGUUCAGCUGGCCGAGAUUGAGGGGGCCGAGAAGACGUGGAGUCAGUGGCUAGCCAUGGAGGACUGGAUGGUGGGCCCACGCGCACCGGAUGCGGACGACCAGCCACAGGAUGCUCGUCGCCGUCCAUCUUGAAGUUUGGCUUGGAGUAUGGCGUUGUUUAGUGCACGAUAGUGCUCGAUGGUCGUCAAGCAUCAUGGUCGUAAUCCGCGUCGCACCAAGACGUGCGUAGGUUUUUUUGGAUUUGCGAGAGCUAGGGUGAGCGGUCAGUGUUCAGCGAUCAGCACUAUGCGCCACCAGUACGCGGUGGUUGUACAUGUUUCACAACAUGAGCAAAACGUUUUUCAUUGUAAUGUAAACUGUUUUCGAUACCAUCAAUGUUAUGUUACUAUGUUAGUCCUGACGAUCUGUGUCCCUUCCACAUUCAUCUCCUUGCGCAUUCAACUCGAAUACAAUUUCUUAUUCGUGGCUGAUAGUACUAAAGGCCCGACGAGUGAUUUUCUUCUGCUGGCAAUACACGUGGAAAAAGUUCCAAGGUUCCAAAGUUCUGUGCGGCCCGCAUCCGUGGAUCGUGCCUGCCAAGAAGCUUCGGCCAGCCUCAGCUACCUACGAUUGCAUUUG